ACAAUUCUACAGGCUGCAGCAGCAUCAUCAACAUCAUUCACAUAUUGUGUGUCUGACUGAUAAACACUGUCACUUGUAUUUUUAAAUUUAAAUUAUUUUUUUUUUUCCAUCUUUUAUCACAAUCGAAAUUUUUUUCGUUAUCGAAAUUAUUACUAUUGCGGUUUAUUUCGAUUUACACUGUGAGACUGUUGAUGAUUUUUUUUUAUUGUUUACAAGUUUAAAGUGAUUAAUUAGUGUUGAAUUAUUUAAAGUUUUUUUCAAUGGUGAAAUAGUUGAUUAAUAAUUUAUUUUUUUUUUAAUUAUUUAUUGUUAAUUUUGUUGACUAGUAUUAGAUAUUUAAUUUUUUUUUAUUGGUUCAAUCAGUGAAGCUUGUUUUUUUUUUUAUUGAUUAUUUAUUUAUUCAUUUUUUUUUUUUUUUGGAGUAAUUUAUUUUUUAUGAAUGAACGGGGAUGGUAUUUUGAAUUUGGAUAUGAAGGAAAAGUGACUGGACAGUGCGUCGGUAUCGAGGUCGAGUGAUAUGUUAACCGAGGACAAUGACCCGAUAAAACCGACAGUGGUUUUAGAUAGUAUUCACAGUAUCACAUCAACUGGAGCAUCAUUGCACCAUCUCAGAAAUGUUCACAAUGUUACAGAUACAGAGGUCAAAAAUGAAAUUCAAGAAUGUUCAGAGGGUGAAAAUGUACAUCUUGAUUUAGACAGAUGUACCUCUGAAUAUAGCACAGAUGAUAAAGAUCAUGAGUAUCAAGAUUCGAUGGAAAAAGUUGAUUACAGCUCGUAUUAUGGAGCAAAUCAGUAUUACAACAGUUUUUACAAUUCUCCAUCAUACGGUUCACCAACAGCAACAAAAACAUCACCGGGUCUUCAAACAUCAUAUUUAAGUAGUUACACACCACCAAAUCCCAUGACACAAUAUGCAUCAUAUCCAACUUACAAUACUGGUGGAACAACAUUUCAACCCAUGGGACAUCAAAAUAUAUCUCAUCAAUCUACACAAAAAUUAGAUUAUUCUGCUUAUAGUAACACGUGUCUAUAUGGAAAUGAUCGUGUUCCCCUUCAUCAUCAAUACUCGAGUUAUUAUCCUGUUCCAGGAUAUCACCCACCUCCAGCAUCAUUCAACAUUGGGAAUAUUAAUUUUACAGAACCACCAAAGCCAACAGGAUUAAAUUUAGAUCCAAUUCCUCAUGAAAAUGUUGAAUUAACACCUAGAGAACCAGUAGUUAGUUUAAGUAAUGAAGGAACAUCAGCGAAGCCUUGUAAACGUGGAAGAAGACAAAGCGGAAGCGGAAAUAGUAUUGGUUCAGCAGAUACAACAGAAGCCGGACCAGAUCGUAUAUUCAUAUGGGAUCUAGACGAAACCAUAGUUGUGUUUCAUUCUCUUUUAACCGGACAAUAUGCUACAAAGCAUGGAAAAAAUCCAGCUUUGUUGAAACAGCUGGCUGUUGGAAUGGAGGAAAUGAUAUUUAAUUUAGCUGAUACACAUUUUUUUUUCAAUGAUGUUGAGGAUUGUGAUCAAGUACAUAUUGAUGAUGUAUCAUCAGAUGACAAUGGACAAGAUUUAUCAUCAUAUAAUUUUUCAACUGAUGGUUUUCAUUGUGCAUCAGCAAAUAAUGGUAUAUGUUUACAAUCUGGUGUUAGAGGUGGUGUUGAUUGGAUGAGAAAAUUAGCAUUUCGUUAUAGAAAAAUAAAAGAAAUAUAUUGUAACUAUAGAAAUAAUGUUGGUGGUUUAAUUGGUGGAUCAAAACGUGAACAAUGGCUACAAUUAAGAUCAGAUAUUGAACAAGUUACUGAUAAUUGGUUAACAUCAACAAUGAAAUGUUUAAAUUUAAUUAAUAAACGUAGUCAUUGUGUUAAUAUACUUGUUACAACAACUGGUCUUGUUCCUGCAUUAUCUAAAAUUUUAUUAUUUGGUAUUGGAGGUAUAUUUCCAAUUGAAAAUAUUUAUUCAUCAACUAAAAUUGGUAAAGAAAGUUGUUUUGGACGUGUAGUUGCAAAAUUUGGUCGUCGUUGCACAUACGUGGUGAUUGGUGAUGGACCUGAUGAAGAGACAGCUGCACGUGCGCACAAUUUCCCCUUUUGGAGAAUCAACAGCCACUCGGACACCCAGGCACUCUACAAUGCCCUUGAAAUGGGCUUUCUAUAAUGGAGCUCUUAACUUUUCUUUUAUUUUUUUUUUUCUCUAUUUCUCUUCUAUUCUUUUUUUAUUUUUUUUUCAAACAAUGGAAUAGAAAAGAAAAUAUUAAACACACACACACAUUUUAGAAGUGAUAAUAAUAGAACGAACAAAAAAAAAGAAAACAAAUAUGGAUCUGUUUAUUAGACCAAUUUAUCGUCAUUCCUAG
Molecule: messenger RNA, 2339 nt
Organism: Aphidius gifuensis
Lineage: Eukaryota; Metazoa; Arthropoda; Insecta; Hymenoptera; Braconidae
Gene: eya
Product: eyes absent homolog 2
Exons: 8
Coding region: 518-2140 (540 amino acids)
Biological process (GO): positive regulation of DNA repair; multicellular organism development; negative regulation of extrinsic apoptotic signaling pathway in absence of ligand
Cellular component (GO): nucleus
Molecular function (GO): protein tyrosine phosphatase activity
Source: RefSeq, a predicted model, not a curated record